Panicum virgatum (switchgrass) is the source of this 2298-nucleotide messenger RNA. Its product is annotated as probable protein S-acyltransferase 23. Gene Ontology annotation, molecular function: palmitoyltransferase activity; protein binding. Gene Ontology annotation, biological process: protein palmitoylation. Gene Ontology annotation, cellular component: Golgi membrane. The coding region runs from base 188 to 1840 and encodes 550 amino acids. The transcript is spliced from 13 exons. The record is from RefSeq and is a predicted model, not a curated record. NCBI's taxonomy places the organism in Eukaryota, Viridiplantae, Streptophyta, Magnoliopsida, Poales, Poaceae.
UCGCGGAGCCCGCCCUGUCGGUCGUCGCCCGCCGUUCCAACCCAAAUCCUCCGCCCCGCGUCAGCUCCCUUGCUGACCACCCCCACCUCCUCCACCGCGCUCGCGUCGCCUCGAAGGAAUCGUGCGGCUCCAGCCCUUGCUAGCUCCUCCCCCCCCCUUCGGCUUCCUCCGCCUCCCGGGGGCCGCCAUGGCGGAGAUCGAGGUGGUGUCCGACGGCGCGAGGCGGGAGGAUGAGGACGAGGAGGCGGAGCGGCGGAGGCGGGGCGGGGCCGCGGUGGCGGAGCCGGACCCCGUGGUGGACGUGUACUCGGCGGCCGCGUACGGGGAUCUCGAGCGGCUGCGGGAAUUCGUGGAGCGCGGGGGCGCCGCCGCCGCGCUCCGGGAGCCCGACGGCAACGGCUACCACGCGCUCCAGUGGGCCGCGCUCAACAACUACCCCCACGUCGCGCUCUACAUCCUCGAGCACGGGGCCGACGUGAACGCGGCGGACCACGCGCAGCAGACGGCGCUGCACUGGGCGGCGGUGCGUGGGGCGACGUCCGUGGCCGACGUGCUCGUGGAGCACGGCGCCAGGGUCGAGGCCGCCGACGUCAACGGCUACCGGGCAGUCCAUGUUGCAGCUCAGUAUGGCCAGACGUCAUUCUUGUAUAACAUUAUCUCAAAGUAUGGUGCAGAUUUUGAUGCUUUGGACAAUGAUGGGAGGAGCGCAUUGCAUUGGGCUGCCUACAAGGGGAAUGCAGAUACAAUCAGAUUACUUCUGUUUGUGGAUGCUAAUCAAGUAAGGCAAGACAAAAACGGUUGUACCCCUUUACACUGGGCUGCUAUAAGAGGAAAUUUGGAGGUUUGCACGGUUCUUGUACAUGCUGGUACGAAGGAAGAACUCGCACUAAAGGAUAGUGGUGGGCUAACUCCUGUUCAACUUGCGGCAGAAAAAGGUCAUCGGCAUCUUUCCAAUAUCCUUUCUAAUGCUACAAAAGUAAGCUUUGAAGACAAGUACUUCCCUGGGAGAUCGAGGAAAAUUGGAUAUGCCCCUUUCUUGUUUGCUUAUCUUGUCAUCUGCCUCAUCCUUUUCCUGAACUCGAUUGUAUUUGCACCUAAUUUUUCUAGGAUUACUGCUACUGCUGGUCUUUGGUCUUGGGCUGCUGUGUCACUUUUCUUUGCUUCACAAGUACAGUUCUACAGAGUUAGCAGAAAAAAUCCUGGCUAUAUCAAGGAAAAUACCAAGCAACUUGAUCCGAAGGAACCACUUAUGGGGAUUGAUCUUCUCAAUUCCUCUACUUGGACAGGCAAUUGGUCUCAGCUAUGCCCUACUUGUAAGAUAAUUCGCCCUAUGCGGUCCAAACAUUGUCCAACUUGUAAGCAUUGUGUCGAGCAGUUUGAUCAUCACUGCCCGUGGAUAUCAAACUGUGUUGGAAAGCGAAAUAAGUGGGACUUUUUCGUGUUCCUUUGUAUGGGGAUAGCUACAUCUUUUCUGGGUGCUGCCGUUGGAUUCCAGAGACUUUGGACAGAGCCCAUUAUACUCUCAUCUUCAGAAUCGUGGACACACUUCGUGCUGACAAAUCAUCCUGGUGCUGUAUUGUUCAUGUUUCUGGAUGUCUUUUUAUUAACUGGAGCUCUUAUUCUGACUGGAGCACAAGCAGUACAGAUAGCAUGGAACAUCACAACUAAUGAGCAAGCAAACAAGUCCCGCUACUCGUAUCUUCGAGGGCCUGAUGGGCGCUUCAGAAAUCCAUACAGUCGGGGUUGCCAGAGGAACUGCACUGAUUUUCUUGUCAAUGGAUACACCAAUGAUGAGGAGAUUGCAUGGCCAACCCUUCAACAAACAGUACAGAGAAGCUAGAGCUACUGAUCUAGGAAACUAAGUUCAAGUUAUACAUUACACGUUAUAUGCCAAAGAACAGCCUGAAAAAAAGCUUAUGCUUUCAUCGUAGUGCACAGAAUAUUCCAGAUUGUUCAGACAUGGAUUGACAAUGGGUGUGAAAAGGGAUCAACUUGGGUCACAUUCCGAGUCGCACCCCUUCAUACAGGUUUUUAGACAAUGCUGUUGAUCAUAGAAUUGUUUGAUUGUGUAGAUUAUUCGCAAGCGGGCGUGUGCAGUAUGUUUUCCUUUUGAUGGUCACAACUUGCUAGCAGGAGCCAUUUGUCUUUGGAGAAAUGACUCGAUGAGUGCCUAUAGAUGUCCAUGCGGCUUUUCUGAAUCUUUGUAGUGAUGAUUUGACAUGGUAGAUGUCUCAUACAUACAGUUGUCGCCAAGGGCGGUGGACAGUAAAUAAAAUGGAGUUGUUCCUAAUUAUUUUA